This is a messenger RNA of Punica granatum (pomegranate), 2185 nucleotides long. The record is from RefSeq and is a predicted model, not a curated record. NCBI's taxonomy places the organism in Eukaryota, Viridiplantae, Streptophyta, Magnoliopsida, Myrtales, Lythraceae.
UAGAUCGAGCCUUUCAACUGCAACGGCAGGUUCGUCGUUUCUCCUCCCUUCAACGACGCAUCAACAGAACGCGCGAAGGCGAAGGAGAUCUUCCCUCCUCUCCUCUCUAUCAACUUACCAAAAGCGGCCAAGGCCAAGCCUCCGCUCCGCAACAGAGCUCCAUCACGCUCCACAACCAGCUACCAAGUGGACUGGAAUUUUCAGCUGCGGUCUUUGUUUUUCGGUGAUCACUGUCUCUCUGUCGGCCAAGAUGGUUGUAUUGGCAGCUUCAGUUGUGAGCAAGUCUGGAAAAGUGCUUCUCAGUAGACAGUUUGUGGAUAUGUCUCGAAUAAGAAUUGAAGGUCUUCUUGCUGCCUUCCCAAAGUUGAUUGGAACUGGAAAACAACAUACUUACAUUGAAACCGAGAAUGUUCGCUAUGUCUACCAACCAAUAGAAGCUUUGUACCUGCUACUUGUUACCAAUAAACAAAGCAACAUUCUUGAAGAUCUGGAGACAUUGAGGCUUCUUUCCAAGACUGUACCUGAAUAUUGUCUCUCUCUUGAUGAAGAGUCCAUUGGGCAUGCAGCUUUUGAAUUGAUUUUUGCUUUUGAUGAAGUCAUCUCCCUUGGGCACAAGGAAAAUGUAACUGUUGCCCAAGUUAAGCAGUACUGUGAAAUGGAGAGUCAAGAAGAGAAGUUGCACAAGAUGGUUAUGCAAAGCAAGAUUAAUGAGACGAAGGACGUCAUGAAACGCAAAGCUAGUGAGAUUGACAAAAGCAAGAUUGAGAAGUCUAGAGGUGACAGGGGAGGGUUCAAGGCUUUGCAGUCAAUGGGCUCUGGAAGACUUGAGAGUAGCUUCAGUGACAUGAGCAUAUUUAGCAAUGGAAGUGGUUUUGGAAAUGGUUCUGGAUUUGGGUUGAGCACUGAUAUUGAUUCCUUCUCCAACAAGUCUAAAGGUCAUACACCUUCAUCUGCUGCCGCUCCUCCAAAAGGUCUUGGUAUGCAGCUUGGUAAAAGCCAAAAGACAAAUCAGUUUUUGGAAAGCCUGAAAGCGGAAGGUGAAGUUAUUCUCGAAGAUGUGCAGCCUAAAGCAGGGAAUACUAAAGUGGCUGCACCACCACCAACUGAUCCCAUCACUUUGACCAUUGAGGAGAAACUCAAUGUGGCACUUAAACGAGAUGGUGGAUUAAGUAACUUUGAUGUGCAGGGUACCUUAUCACUUCAAAUUCUUAAUCAGGAUAAUGCCUCGGUCCAAGUUCAGAUUGAAACUGGAGGAAAUCCAGGAAUUCUGUUCAAGACACACCCUAACAUCAACAAAGAGCUAUUUGCAAAUGAGAACAUCCUAGGACUCAAAGAUCCAAAAAGGCCUUUUCCAACUGGCCAAGCUGGUGAUGCAGCGGGUGUUGGUCUUUUGAAGUGGAGGAUGCAGAGUGUUGAUGAGUCAAUGGUGCCACUCACAAUAAACUGCUGGCCUUCAGUCUCUGGAAAUGAAACCUAUGUCAGCAUUGAGUAUGAAGCCCCAUCGAUGUUUGAUCUGAGAAAUGUCGUGAUCUCAGUACCUCUCCCGCCUCUUCGAGAAGCACCGAAUGUGAGACAGAUUGAUGGAGAAUGGAGAUAUAACUCCCGGAAUUCCAUUUUGGAGUGGUCAAUACUUCUCAUAGAUAAUUCAAAUCGCAGUGGGUCAAUGGAGUUCGUUGUUCCUCCAGCAGAUUCUUCUGCAUUUUUCCCCAUAUCAGUGCAGUUUUCAGCCACUAGUACAUUCAGUGAUCUAAAGGUUGUCAAUAUUUUGCCGCUGGGUAGUGGAUCGCCUCCCAAGUUCUCUCAGCGGACUCAGUUGAUCACAGAGAACUACCAAGUGGUUUGACUGUCUACGAAAGUGCACCUUAAGUUUCCCAUUUCUGCACUCAAUAAAUAGUGUCUAGCCUUCACUGCCUGCAUUCAGCAGCUUUCGAGCAAUACCUCACAAGGAAAUUAUUCUUUUCUGAAUACAUCUUAAAUUUUACAGCCAAAUUUUUUCCUGUGAGUUCCAUUCUUUUUCACCGAUUUGAAGUGCAUGUUGCUAGAAAUUGAAUUGACGGGGAGACCGGAAUAUCAUAGAUUUCAAUUUUGUUUCUCCGUCGGUGUUUCCUCCCAACUGCUAGCUUCUUGAUGGUGUCUUAUCGCGUGUCUUUGGGAUUCCUGGAACUGAACAUAUAAGUUUUAUUCA